Molecule: messenger RNA, 630 nt
Organism: Colletotrichum siamense
Lineage: Eukaryota; Fungi; Ascomycota; Sordariomycetes; Glomerellales; Glomerellaceae
Exons: 1
Coding region: 1-630 (209 amino acids)
Source: RefSeq, a predicted model, not a curated record
AUGGAGCUGGACAUCCUCUCGCCAACUGCGAAUCCACUCUCGGGCUCCAAGUCCAAUAAGCAACACCCCACAAGGCAGUGCUGCAAGAAAAAGUUCAUUGUACUGGAAAAGUCCAAGGUCAACAAGAGACUCCGACCGAAGCCAUGGUAUUACCGCUACGACUCCACCGAGGAGUUUUCACUUUACUACGACGACGCGAAAGCGAAAGUCAAAGAACUAUUUUCUCAACUAGCAACUGAGUAUGUGUCGAUUUGCGUCGUGAGCCACGACAUGCAGGACUCUCUCAGCUCGCUACAGAAAUUCGAAAUCGAGCUGCCAUCGACAACUAUAUUCGUCGACCUUAUCAAAGUCCUGGAACACCAAAGUCGACAUGAUGAUCAGGGCAUGCCGAAACCUUUGAGAAAAUACACAGACGACAACAUCGCGAUUCGCAACGGGCGAUAUGAUCGACGACCUUGGCCGCUAACAGGCCAAUACGGCAUGCCAAAUUAUGCCCUGGUCUCAGUGCUCGGGCCAGCUGCGGAGGGUUGCAAGCGAGAUAAGACUGAGAAGGAGGAUACUGCCUUGAAGAGAAUCGCAAAACGAGCGGCUGUGGACAACCUAAAUUUAGGCCACAAAAGACGGCCUUGA